This is a messenger RNA of Rhipicephalus microplus (southern cattle tick), 846 nucleotides long. RefSeq names its product ipis-1-like. Lineage: Eukaryota; Metazoa; Arthropoda; Arachnida; Ixodida; Ixodidae. The record is from RefSeq and is a predicted model, not a curated record. Gene Ontology annotation, molecular function: serine-type endopeptidase inhibitor activity.
AUGGCCUACCAGGUUGUCGCGCACUACAACUACAAUAAGGUGGGCAAUGAGUACGACGACGAGGACGCCAGGGCGUCGUUGUCGUCGGCCGCGCGCGCUUCUUGUAUGCCGUGGGACUUCAAGCGUGAGCCUGAGUCGAGUCGAGCCGACGCCAACAAGAAUGCUCGAUGCUAUGUGCCGUCUUUCGCGCCUGAUGAAAUCCUGCCCCCGGGCACGGUGACAGAGUCGACUAUGGUGUUGCUUCUCAGCGUGAUCGACUUCGAGGGUACCUGGAAGUACCCCUUAGACGCCAAAGCCUUGGGGCAGGGUUUUUUCUACGAAAGCCCGUGUGACCCAAAUACGGUGGACACGAUCAGGCAGACGGGACGGUUCAGGGUGUUUGAUGCUACCAAAAACCUGGGUGCCAUGGUGGUUGAGGUCCCCUACCAGGGGCCGAAAGACACCUUCAGUUUGCACACGAAGGACAGAACUCCCGAAAUCGCCCUGGUCCUCUUCAUUCCCACGGUCAUGGAUGGCCAAGAGGAACUCGAACGUCGACUAAACCUGAUGAAUGUAAUCGACCUGAAGGAAACACUUUCCUCGCUCAGCUUCGAAACGUGGUACACGGACCAACUGCCGCCGCUACAGGACAGCGGCCCUCACGCAGUGAGCGCUGCGAUUCACGCGUCCGCUUUUCGCGUCUGCACGAAGAGCGGCGCUGCUCAGGCGAUGAAGACCACGUCAUCCAAAGGCAGAGCUGCAGCUGGCUGCCGCCACUCCGUAGACCGGCCGUUCUUUUUCAUGGUGACGAGCAGUGACCCGGACGUCAUGCUCCUGCUAGGUUCGGUCAAGAGCAUUGAUUGGUAG